AUGCCCCAAAAAACACCACAUCCAGCGACCAAACUCCAGUUCUCUAAAACCAUCGCCCCGCCCUGCGCAGCAUCAGCGCCACCAAACUCACCUUCUACGACUCCCACUACAAAACCACGCGCGCCGUCAACACACCUCGCCACCCCCAAACAACUUCAUCACCCCACUCAAAAAGCAACUGUCUGCGGCCAUCCCCUCCACCCUUCCGCCUCUCCAAAAACCCGCUCCUGCACCCCCUGCGUCAUGUCCACCGUCCUGCGCCUGUACGACCUCGCAAGCGCCCGCUUCGAUGCCCUCGGCGGCCUUCACCUACCACCCUCUCUACGGAACCUGGCGUGGAACCACGCGCGGCUAGGUCUCAUCCAGGCGAUUAAGAGCUCCCUCGCCGCCGAGCACCGCCGGUGUGCGCGGGAAGAGGCCGAGAAGCAGUGGGACAGGGUGCACAAAGCGCCGCUUUGUCCUAAAGAACCGGGAGUUGUGGGUGUGGUAGAGGAGACGCGGUGUCUAGCUUGCGCCACCCUUUCGGGAAAGAAGGUCGAGGUGAUGGAAGAUGUGUCGUGGGUUAUGGGCAUGUUGGAGGCGGCGAGGGGGGAGGGGGUGUGGUGGGAGAAGGCCUCUGCCGCGGACCCGAUUUCCACUUCAAUGUCACACGACAGAAAUAGGGAUGCUCGAAAUCGCCGACUUUCGACCGUGCGUUUUCCGUCCGCUUGCCGGCGUAAGACUGGCCCCAAGGGGUCGGGUGUGAUGCGGGAAAUCAAGAAGCAGGCGGAGUUUGAUCUGGCGCUCAAGCGCGUUAGAGAGAAGAGACAGCUGCGCGACUCGGGCGUGCGGGAGAUUGAGGAGAUGUUAAGGCGGAAGCAUAAUCUGCCGAAGACGAUGAGGUACCAGAAGGGAACGUUCUUACGGCCGUAUGCGGAGCAUAAAGCGCGAGAAUGGUUUGUUUGGAGCUGGGAGGAGAAGAUUAGGGCGAGGGGGUUUGCGAGGGUGCGGGCGUGGGAGAGGAAGCCGAGUCCAUUGUGGUGUGUGAUAAAUGUUGACGACUUAGGGGAGGUAGAAGGCGAUGAGAGUACCCAGGAGGGUGAGAGGGAGGGUGAGAUUGGGGAGGUGGUGGCGGAGAACCCGUGGGAGUUCAUUGAUUUGCUGUAUAUUGUUGGAUAG
Messenger RNA from Mytilinidion resinicola, 1158 nucleotides. RefSeq lists its product as uncharacterized. Bases 1 to 1158 code for a protein of 385 amino acids. Lineage: Eukaryota; Fungi; Ascomycota; Dothideomycetes; Mytilinidiales; Mytilinidiaceae. The record is from RefSeq and is a predicted model, not a curated record. The transcript has a single exon.